Molecule: messenger RNA, 1347 nt
Organism: Strongylocentrotus purpuratus (purple sea urchin)
Lineage: Eukaryota; Metazoa; Echinodermata; Echinoidea; Camarodonta; Strongylocentrotidae
Exons: 3
Coding region: 131-661 (176 amino acids)
Source: RefSeq, a predicted model, not a curated record
UCAAACAUUUCCAAGCGAAUGGCAUUUUGAUAAGGUGUAGUUUGUGUUCGGAGAUUCAGGUCUGUUUCCAUUCCGUAUUCAUGGUUUUAAAUUUGAACACUUACUUCAUAAGCUCUGAAAGAAGAUUAUUAUGGAUAUUUGCACAACGCUGAUAAUUUUAUUUGGUAUCGCGUCGUCUGCUACGGGCCUGCGUUGUUAUCAAUGCACCAGUGAUCAGUCGGGCAGUGGACCAUGCGUUGAUACUCCAAACACCCGCAAUAUGCAGGUCGUCGAGGAUUGUAAGGGUUCAUGUUAUGUUUCAUACAGUCAGUCUAGCUCUGGCAGUGGUGUUGUGACGUCACGCGGUUGCUACAGCAGAAAGUGGUUCUGCCUGGAGACUUGCCUCGGUCUCUUUGCAGACAUCAACAACUGUCAACAUUGCUGCAGCUGCAACAACUGCAACGACAUAACGGCAUCAACUUUAGGAACGUUUGGCGAUGACUUCGACUGUAGUGCGACCACUCCCGAGUCGACAACGACGGUGGCGCCAAGUACGACGACGGUGACGACACCCGCCAACGAACAGGGUGAACCCCUACCACGCAGUCAAGCGUGGAGAAUGAACAUGUCAUGGCAAAUAUUGCUUAUAUUCGCUCUCACUACGUCUAUGGUUAUACUUUGACAUGGGUAGCGAAAUUUAUCCUAAUUAUAUGUAUUAUAAUUACUACUGGUCACAGACUUAACUCAAUGAUCAUCACUUGAACUAGCGUGUGACAGAUUUCCGACCUAUUAACGAGCGAGCAACAAAAAAAAGAAAAAAGAAAAAGACUACAUUAAGAGUGCUCUUUUCAGGUGACAACUAAUGGCGAGGUUUUAGUUUCUAAUAUUGAUUGGCGGUAAAAGGAGUAUUAAUACUGAAAUAAUAGAGUGCCCAUUAUUAAGGUUGAUGUGGUUCUAAUUUUAAAGGCGUAUAAAUAAGACAAAUGUAUUUGGAUUAUAUAUAAACUGUGCAUUUAUGGUCGGGGCUGGGGGGGGGGGACAAAUUUUUACUUUCAAGGCGCAUGCCGAUGGAAAAUAACUAGCCAUGGACAUUUUUUAGUAUAUUAGAGAAUGCAUUUCUCUUUCGUUUGUUUAUCAAGGCCAUGCAAGGAAAACAUGAAAGGUGGCCCUCGUAAACAGGUGGCCUUUAUAGAAAGGUGGACACUGAGCCAGGUUCGACUGUAUUUUGUACGAGAAUUACUAUUUUCGUACCUUAAUUUUUCAUACCUGCCUCCUUCUUGGUCAGUGUGUCGAACUUCGAUAUAUAAAAGAUACAGAUUAUUAAGAAAUAUGGUCCAGAGAGAGGUGAAAAAGGCUAAACUCGAUUAC